AAGAGCUAUAUCUAUAUAGGUGGAAAUAAGUGUAUGUUAAAUGAAUUCUCUGAGAACGUUGUGCUAUGUCAUAUUUAUUUAUUUUUUUAUUUAUGUGCUCCUCGUUGUGAAUUAAGUAAAGGUGUAAAAUAGUCGCAAUUUUCUCAGGCAUAGAAAAAGCGAAUCUUGAUUAAUUGAAAUCGUUGUAAUUUUUAAAUUUUGCAUUAUUGACAAUAUAAAAAAGUUUCAACUUAUAAAAUCAUAAUCUCUAUUCUAAUAAAUAAAGAAUGUUUGUAAAUAUUUCCUCCUCACAAAUAUUUACAAUAAUGUUUGUUUAACUUAAUACAAAACACUUUUUGAUUAAAGACUGUACUUUCACUGUUACUUUAUUAGUAUGUCUGAGGAACAAAAAUCAUGGGAUUCUAGUCAGUUGAGGAACUAUGAUAUUGAGUUGGAGCAGAUACCACGAUAUCAUUUUCAAGAUCCAAAAGUUGAUGAAAGAAUAAGUAAAAAUCAACCGGUUCUUAUAACUGGUUCAAAACUGGUUAAAUCUGCUGAAGAAAAAUGGAACUUAGAUUAUUUGGGGAAACAUUUGGGCAAAUCAACCUAUACUGUAUUCUUAUCAAAAAAUCAUAAUUUUAAAUAUUUCGACGAAAAGAAAAUUUACAGUAAAAGCAACCCAAAAGGAAUAGAAUUCAAACCUCCCACCCAAAGAUUGGAAAUGAACAUUCACGAAUUCAUGAAAAAAUUGAAAGAUUGGAAAAAAGGGGAUGACAGACUAUAUCUUCAGCAAACUUUAAAUUCUACAGUUGGUCCGAGUAUAGUUGAAGACUAUUUAAAAUUUGAUUGGCAUUUUGUAGCAGAUAAAAAGAAUAAACAUAUGUGGGGUGAAUUGACAUCAAAUGUUUUAUUUAUUUCUAUGGAAGGGAAUGUUACACCUUGCCAUUAUGAUGAACAACAAAAUCUGUUUGCUCAAAUUUUAGGAUAUAAAAGAUGUAUAUUAUUCCCCCCUGACCAGUUUGAAUGUUUGUAUCCUCAUCCUGUUUACCAUCCUCACGACCGACAAAGUAUGGUAAAUUUUGAUAAUCCAAAUUUCACCAAACAUCCAAAAUUCAAAAACAUUAAAGGCUGUGAAACAGUAGUCGGACCUGGAGAUGUUCUUUAUAUCCCCAUAUAUUGGUGGCAUCAUAUUGAAUCUUUACUUCAUGGAGGGCCUACUAUAACAGUGAAUUUUUGGUAUAAAGGUGGGCCUACUAAUUUGCAAUAUCCUUUACAAGAUCAUCAAAAAGUAUCAAUUAUGAGAAAUGUUGAAAAAAUGUUAUUGGAAGUAUUACAGGAUCCACAGGAAAUAGGGCCACUAUUGAGGGCUAUGGUGUUAGGAAGAUAUACAGAUCCUUAAGUAACCUCAAAGGAUUUUGCUAAUGACAUAAGGAAUAUGUCAUCUACAACAUCAACAUGUCAUUUUUUAUCUGAAACAAACUAGAAUAAUUAUUGUAUUUUUGUACAUAUAAACAAAUAAUUGUAGUGUGUAAUUUAAGCCGUAACUAUUAUUAAACUAUUUUUAAUAUGAAA
This is a messenger RNA of Diorhabda sublineata, 1551 nucleotides long. Its product is annotated as hypoxia-inducible factor 1-alpha inhibitor-like. Gene Ontology annotation, biological process: peptidyl-aspartic acid hydroxylation; negative regulation of Notch signaling pathway. The transcript is spliced from 6 exons. The record is from RefSeq and is a predicted model, not a curated record. The coding region runs from base 374 to 1378 and encodes 334 amino acids. NCBI's taxonomy places the organism in Eukaryota, Metazoa, Arthropoda, Insecta, Coleoptera, Chrysomelidae. Gene Ontology annotation, molecular function: ankyrin repeat binding; peptidyl-histidine dioxygenase activity; [protein]-asparagine 3-dioxygenase activity. Gene Ontology annotation, cellular component: nucleus; cytoplasm.